GAAGAGCAAGAGGAGUGGAAUUAUUAAAAAUAAUCUUCUUGCAUAUAGUAUUAGAAAACAAGUACGCCAUGUUAGAUUAUACGUAUGUAGCAUGUGAAUUAUGUGUACUAGUUGAAUAAAAAUGGAGAGAAAAAAAAAAAAAAAUUUAGUCAUGACCCAAACAAAGUCUUAGAUAAAUUAUAAAUCCAGCCGGAGAGAGUUCAUUAGUGGGAUUAAUCAAAUAGUGAACCAAUAGAAUUGGUCACUAUUGACAGCUCUUCUCCAACGACUAGUUUCACUAUAAAUAUUUGUGGACAUUGAAUACCAUUGUCAUCAUCUCAACCAAACCUCUCUACGACUACUAGCUCUUUUAAACUAGCUAGUUCUCUCAAAGCCAAAGAGAGAUUGGAUUCAGAUCCAUUGGCCGGAGCUGGUGAAUUUUCCAGCAAGAGAUGGCGUUCCACGGCGGCGACCCCUUUUGGGGUCGUCUAUGGCCACAAUUGUUAGUGGCAUUGGCCAUUGUGGUUGUUUCAAAUAAUUUAGUCUCGGCGGACCCUUAUUUGUACUCCUCUCCUCCACCACCUUAUGAGUACAAGUCACCGCCGCCUCCUUCGCCUUCUCCACCACCACCUUAUGAGUACAAGUCACCGCCGCCUCCUACUCAUUCUCCACCACCGCCAUAUGAGUACAAGUCUCCACCGCCACCUUCUCCUUCUCCGCCGCCGCCAUAUGUGUACAAGUCACCUCCACCACCUUCUCAUUCUCCACCACCACCGUAUGAGUACAAGUCACCGCCACCGCCUUCUCCUUCUCCACCACCACCAUAUGAGUACAAGUCACCUCCACCACCUUCUCAUUCUCCACCACCACCAUAUGAGUACAAGUCACCUCCACCACCUUCUGAUCCUUCUCCACCACCAGCAUAUGAGUACAAGUCACCUCCACCACCUUCUCAUUCUCCACCACCACCAUAUGAGUACAAGUCACCUCCACCACCUUCUCCUUCUCCACCACCACCAUAUGAGUACAAGUCACCUCCACCACCUUCUCAUUCUCCACCACCACCAUAUGAGUACAAGUCGCCACCACCACCCUCCAAAUCCCCACCACCAUAUGAGUACAAGUCGCCACCACCACCCUCCAAAUCCCCACCACCACCUUACUACUACAAGUCCCCACCACCACCUUCACCAUCACCUCCACCACCUUACUACUAUAAGUCUCCACCACCACCCUCCAAAUCCCCACCACCACCUUACUACUACAAGUCCCCACCACCACCUUCACCAUCACCUCCACCACCUUACUACUACAAGUCUCCACCACCACCCUCCAAAUCCCCACCACCACCUUACUACUAUAAGUCCCCACCACCACCCUCACCAUCACCACCACCACCUUACUACUACAAGUCUCCCCCACCACCAUCACCCUCUCCUCCACCACCAUACUACUACAAGUCCCCACCACCACCCACCAAAUCACCACCACCACCUUACUACUACAAAUCUCCCCCACCCCCUUCACCAUCACCUCCACCUCCUUACUACUACAAGUCCCCACCACCACCAUCUCCUUCACCUCCACCACCUUACUACUACAAGUCACCACCACCACCAUCGCCAUCACCUCCACAUCCCUACUAUUACAAGUCUCCACCACCACCAGCUAAAUCCCCACCGCUGCCACCACCUUACUACUACAAAUCUCCACCACCACCAUCCAAGUCCCCUCCCCCUCCAUACUAUUACACUUCUCCACCACCACCUUACAAGUCUCCUCCAACUCCAUACUACUAUACUUCUCCACCACCACCUGUCCCUCACCCUCACCCUCACCCCCACCACCACCCACUGGUUGUCAAGGUGGUCGGAAAAGUGUACUGCUACAGAUGCUAUGACUGGACAUACCCAGAAAAAUCUCAUGACAAGAAACACCUCAAAGGUGCUGUUGUUGAGGUGAUAUGCGAGGCAGGUGAGAAAAAAAUUAUGGCCUAUGGUAAGACCAAGAUCAAUGGUAAAUUCAGUAUCACCGUUGAAGGGUUUGACUAUGUCAAAUAUGGAGCCAAGGCUUGCAAGGCUCAUCUCCACAUGGCGCCAAAGGGUUCACCAUGCAACAUACCAACUAACCUCCAUUGGGGCAUGAAGGGUGCUAAGGUCACAGUCAAGUCAAAGGACAAGUAUGAAGUUGUGCUCAAGGCCAAGCCAUUUGCCUAUGCUCCCAAGACUCCUUACAAGGAGUGUGAGAAGCCUAAGGCCAAGCCUACCCCUACUCCUUACAUCUACAAAUCUCCACCACCACCACCACCUACCUACAUCUACAAGUCUCCGCCUCCACCACCGGCUACUUAUGUAUACAAAUCACCACCACCACCUACUUACUACUACAAGUCCCCACCACCACCUUCGCCAGUAGUACACCCACCUUACUACUACAAGUCCCCACCUCCACCUUCUCCAUCCCCUCCCCCGCCUUAUUAUUAUAAGUCUCCACCUCCAUCGUCUCCAUCCCCUCCCCCGCCUUAUUACUAUAAGUCCCCACCACCACCUUCGCCAAUAGUGCACCCACCAUACUACUACAAGUCCCCACCUCCACCUUCUCCAUCCCCUCCCCCGCCUUAUUACUAUAAGUCUCCACCUCCACCGUCUCUAUCCCCUCCCCCGCCUUAUUACUAUAAGUCCCCACCACCACCUUCGCCAAUAGUACACCCACCAUACUACUACAAGUCCCCACCUCCACCUUCUCCAUCCCCUCCCCCACCUUAUUACUACAAGUCUCCACCUCCGCCUUCUCUAUCUCCACCUCCCCCGUACUAUUACAAGUCACCCCCACCACCAUCGCCAUCUCCCCAUCACGAUCCUUACUAUUACAAAUCACCUCCACCACCAUCACCCCCACCGCCACCACCCUACUAUUACAAAUCACCCCCACCACCUUCGCCAUCUCCUCCACCAACAUACUAUUACAAGUCUCCACCACCACCAUCACCCUCUCCACCACCACCAUACUACUACAAAUCUCCUCCCCCACCAUCGCCAUCUCAUCCUCCGCCAUACUACUACAAGUCCCCACCACCACCAUCGCCGUCUCCUCCCCAUCCCUAUUAUUACAAGUCCCCACCACCACCCUCACCAUCACCUCCACCACCUUAUUAUUACAAGUCCCCACCACCACCCUCACCAUCUCCUCCACCACCUUACUAUUACAAGUCUCCACCACCACCCUCACCAUCUCCCCCACCACCUUACCACUACAAGUCUCCACCACCACCCUCCAAAUCACCUCCACCACCAUACUACUACAAGUCCCCACCACCACCCUCACCAUCACCUCCACCACCAUACUACUACAAAUCCCCUCCCCCACCAUCACCAUCACCCCCACCUCCUUACUAUUACAAAUCACCCCCACCACCAUCAACAUCUCCUCCUCACGAUCCCUACUACUACAAAUCCCCUCCACCACCAUCACCAUCACCUCCACCACCCUACUAUUACAAAUCCCCCCCACCACCAUCGCCAUCUCCUCCACCACCAUACUACUACAAGUCUCCCCCACCACCAUCACCCUCUUCUCCACCACCUUAUUACUACAAAUCACCUCCCCCACCAUCACCAUCACCUCCACCACCAUACUACUACAAGUCCCCACCACCACCAUCACCGUCUCCUUCUCCCACAUACUACUACAAGUCCCCACCACCACCCAAGUCGUCUCCUCCACCUCCUUACUACUACAAGUCUCCUCCUCCGCCAUCUCCAUCUCCCCCACCUCCCUACUACUACCACUCCCCACCCCCACCAUCCCCAUCACCACCUCCUCCCUACCUUUACAAGUCUCCACCACCACCGUCGUCAUCUCCUCCACCUCCCUACCACUACACAUCUCCACCACCACCAUCACCGUCUCCUCCUCCACCUUAUGUCUACAAAUCCCCACCACCACCAUCUCCCUCACCACCUCCUCCCUAUGUCUACAAGUCCCCACCUCCCCCUUCACCAUCUCCUCCUCCCCCAUACCUCUACAAAUCACCACCCCCACCCCUGAAAUCACCUCCACCCCCGGCCUACAUCUACGCUUCUCCACCACCGCCAACUCCCUACUAAGCUCCAAAAGCUUAGCCAUUCACCAGCUCCAGUCAUCUUUUACUUUCAAAAACAGAAUAAAGGAAGGGUCCAUGAAAAGUGUAUUCAGAAAUCAAGCCUCCAACAUCCCUAGUCAAUUCAAUAAGGUCAUGAACAUUGCAUUUGAAAGCUUCAAUCUUUGCAUUUGGGACCAGUUUACUUCUACCUCUCUGGUGGCCACCCUACACAUUUUGCUGGUUCUAUCUUUAAGUGGGAAUGGCAAAGGCUUAGGGCUUGGAAGUGGGUGAAACUAUCCGCUGGUUGUCUUUUUUUCCUUUAGGGUUGUCUAUUAUAUAAUUUAUUGUAUAGAGGAUUAUAUGGUCUUGUAUGAUUGAUCAUCUAUUUAUUAUGAGUUAUUUAUUUGUACCUUGUGCUAAAUUGUUUCUAAUAAUGGUAGACAUUCCUGUCACAAAUUUUUUUC
Messenger RNA from Cornus florida, 4524 nucleotides. Its product is annotated as extensin-2-like. Gene Ontology annotation, molecular function: structural constituent of cell wall. Lineage: Eukaryota; Viridiplantae; Streptophyta; Magnoliopsida; Cornales; Cornaceae. The transcript is spliced from 3 exons. The record is from RefSeq and is a predicted model, not a curated record. Gene Ontology annotation, biological process: plant-type cell wall organization. The coding region runs from base 432 to 4085 and encodes 1217 amino acids.